AUGGCCGCUGCGGCCGAAGCACCGGCGGCGACUCCAACCGCCGCCGCCGAGUCGCGCGGAAUCUUCGCCGUCCCUCGCCCCGUUCGCGACCUCUUUAAGCGCUUCCCGCUGCAUGUCUAUCCUCCCGAAAAACUACCGGCACGCGCCCCUGACCGCGCGCGCCCGAGACCGUGCCUCUACGUCUUCGCAACCGACGAAGCCGCUCGCUCCGGGCUCCCGAGCUACAACCCUUCGUGUCUGAAGUGGCAGACGUACCUGAAAAUGGCCGGCAUCGACCUCGAACUGGUUCCGUCCAACAACCAUGCCUCGCCGUCGGGUGCCUUGCCCUUUCUCCUCCCUCCUUCGUCCGACCCGAGAUCGGAUGCCCCCUUGGCUGGCGGCAAGAUUGGCCAAUACGCCCGAGACCACGCAAGCGGCUUGGCGGACACCUCGUCUCCCCGAUUCGAAGCCUACCUUUCUCUUUUGACGCAAUUCGUCCGUCCCGCCUGGGUAAGUUCGUCCCCUUACCACGGAGACCCUCCCCGUUGCAUGGCCGAACCGCCGGCUGACCUUGCUAUGCCCCAGCUUCACACUCUCUAUCUUCUUCCCGACAACACUGCGCUCCUCGACGCCCUAUACCUUCCGUCGAACCCUCUCCUGCGCGCACCCCUCCUGCAUACCCUUCGCUCCGCCGCCACCGACGAAGUUCUCAAAGCCACUCGGAGGCCGCUUCUGUGCCAGACCCGACUCCUCUCGGACGCCGAGACGGCAUUCCAAGCCCUGUCCACCCUGCUCGACGACAACGAGUGGUUCUUUGGUGACCCGAACCCCGGCUUGUUCGACGCCGAAGUGUUUGCUUACACCUACUUGAUUCUGGAUGCCAGCAUGGGUUGGUCGGAUGAGAGCCUGUCGAAACGUCUGACUGCCUUUGGCAAUUUGGUCGAGCACAGGACUCGGCUGUACGAGAGGUGUUGGGGGACCAAGUCAAGAGCGUAA
This is a messenger RNA of Drechmeria coniospora, 975 nucleotides long. RefSeq names its product mitochondrial outer membrane protein. Gene Ontology annotation, cellular component: SAM complex. Lineage: Eukaryota; Fungi; Ascomycota; Sordariomycetes; Hypocreales; Ophiocordycipitaceae. The record is from RefSeq and is a predicted model, not a curated record. Gene Ontology annotation, biological process: mitochondrion organization. The transcript is spliced from 2 exons. Bases 1 to 975 code for a protein of 324 amino acids.